AUGUCUGGAAGCGCAGGCUACGACCGACACAUCACCAUCUUCUCGGACCAGGGCCGCCUCUAUCAAGUCGAAUAUGCAUUCAAGGCCAUCACCGCGGCGAACAUCACAUCACUGGGCGUGCGGGGCAAGGACUGUGCGGUAGUCAUCUCGCAGAAGAAGGUGCCUGACAAGCUCAUCGACCCCUCCUCCGUCUCGCACAUCUUCAGGCUGUCGCCGUCUGUCGGCUGCGUCAUGACCGGAUCCAUCGCCGACGCCCGGGCCUCAGUAAGCAGGGCGCGGGGUGAAGCUGCCGAGUUCCGCUACAAGUACGGCUACGAGAUGCCCUGCGACGUGCUGGCGAAGCGGAUAGCCAACAUCAGCCAGGUCUACACACAGCGGGCCUACAUGCGCCCGCUCGGUGUAGCCACGACCCUCAUCUCCCUCGACUCCGAGUACGGCCCCCAGCUGUACAAGUGCGACCCGGCAGGCUACUACGUGGGCUACAAGGCAACAGCAUCUGGCCCCAAGACGCAAGAGGCGCUCAACUUUUUGGAGAAGAAGCUGAAGAACAAGGAGCACGCCGAGGGCAGCUGGGAAGAGGUCGUCGAGCUGGCCAUCACCGCCCUCAGCACCGUCUUGUCGGUCGACUUCAAGAAGGGCGAGUUGGAGGUCGGUAUUGUGGGAGGGCCCAAGCUCAACGGAGAGGGCACAGACGCUACCUUCAGGGCACUCACCGAGGAGGAGAUCGACGAAAGACUGCAGUCAAUCGCCGACAAGGACUAA
Molecule: messenger RNA, 762 nt
Organism: Dothidotthia symphoricarpi CBS 119687
Lineage: Eukaryota; Fungi; Ascomycota; Dothideomycetes; Pleosporales; Dothidotthiaceae
Product: N-terminal nucleophile aminohydrolase
Exons: 5
Coding region: 1-762 (253 amino acids)
Biological process (GO): ubiquitin-dependent protein catabolic process
Cellular component (GO): proteasome core complex, alpha-subunit complex; proteasome core complex; nucleus
Source: RefSeq, a predicted model, not a curated record